UCCAAGAAAACAUUGGUUUCUAAAGUUCACAAUGUUCUGAAGCGCUGAUUCGACGCAGAUCGCUUAAACAACGGAGUGGAACGGAUUGAACGAAGUAAAAACAGUGAACAGUGCGUCGCGGACGGUAAUCGCUUACAAUGACGCAGUAUCUGCCACCGAACUUGUUGGCCCUGUUCGCUCCGCGCGACCCCAUUCCGUAUCUUCAACCUCCGGACAAGCUACCGCACGAGAAGAAAUCACAGGGCUACCUGGGAGUCGGAAGUUUUCUCGAGUGCUUCGAGGAUCCCAAGGACACUCCUCCGCCGACGCGCGUCGAAACACGCGAAGAACGCAUCGAGCGGCGUCGCCGGGAGCGGGCCGAGCAAGUGGCGUACAAGCUUGAACGUGAAAUCGCUACCUGGGACCCGAACCAGCUCCUGGAGGCCACGGAAGAUCCCUUCAAAACACUAUUCGUGGCACGCAUCAACUAUGACACUUCCGAGUCGAAGCUGCGGCGAGAGUUCGAAAUCUACGGCAACAUCAAGAAGAUCAUCAUGCUAAACAACAAGAGCACGGGCAAACCGCGCGGAUACGCCUUUAUUGAGUAUGAACAUGAACGAGACAUGCACGCGGCCUACAAGCAUGCGGAUGGUAAGAAAAUUGACGGUAAGCGUGUGCUGGUGGACGUGGAACGGGCCCGCACGGUGAAGGGUUGGUUGCCGCGACGGCUCGGCGGUGGUCUAGGUGGUACCCGGCGCGGUGGACCGGACGUGAACAUCAAACACUCGGGCCGCGAGGAUAACGAGCGCGAGCGGGAACGCUAUCGGUUGGAGCGCGAGCGAGAGGAUCGCGAUCGUCGGGAGCGGGAUCGUCCAGAAAAUCGUUUCGAACGACGCAGAUCUCGUUCUCGUGAUCGCGAACGUCGCCAACAUCGUAGCCGCUCGAAGGAGCGUCCACGGCGGCGGCCCCGCAGCCGCGAUCGAGAAGUGGAAGAGCGCGAACGCUGGGACAAGGACAAAGAACGAGAGCGCGACCGCGAUCGCAGUAGGGAACGGGACAAGGAUCGCAAGCGAAAGCGCAGCCGAUCGCGAGAGCGCGAGCGGGGUGAAAAGAGCCGGCACAAGCGCAACGACCGUGACCGGGAGCGCGACCGUGGUGAGCGCAGUGGCGCCGGAAACGUCGUCGAUCGCAAGGAACGCAAGCCGGAGUUCCGUGAUGGGGAAAUCAAAAUCAAGGAGGAACCGAUCGAUGACUAUCCGGAUUACAGUGCCCAGUACGCACAGUACCAGUCGCAGGUUAAGUAUGAGGACGGCGAGGAGGAGAAAUAUCGUCCGCACGAUCAUGAAGCUAACAUGCGGGCUGAAAAUGGUCGCGGCUACGGCGGAAACGAUGGCGAGGAGGGUGAAUACGACGAUAGGCAGGGUUACUAGUAAGCACGCGAGGUUGACGGGAGUGUCGGUAAGCAGCGCGGAGGCGGGUCGUCGGUGGAGUCUUUCCCGUACACGCCAUCUUCCGGCGUAGUGUUAACAGCGUUAGUCUGUAGCUUCUCAAACUGCUAGAGAAUCCUUUUUUCUGACUACCACAUUCGACGUUUUCUCAACGUAAUCAUGCAAAACACCGAAAUUGUGGACCUUAGAAGAGACACGUACCCAACAAUGGGAACGGAGUAAGAAACGAGGUCGAUCGGAAGCUUCCCUUCCCGUUCAUUAGUUUUGCACCAUGCAUCCGUUGGGUCUGUGUGCGUUUUCCAACACCGCAGAGUUGAGGUAAGAGGCGCAAACCGUCGGCAUGAAGCGCGAGGUACGGGUGGUAAGAUUGGCCGCGUGUUCGUUGAUGCAUUUAUCGGUAAGACACGCACAAGCGCGGACGGUAAGGAAGGUAACUUUCGUUGCUCACGACUCUUAUAGCCGAACCUGUACCCCUUGUUCCGGCCGGCAGUCGGUGCGGUGACUUAACGGUGAUCCAAACGGUAACAUUCAACAUUUUGUAGCACUGUACUUUUGAAUAAGCAAACAAUAAAUUGAACGAUUACG
This is a messenger RNA of Anopheles cruzii, 2012 nucleotides long. It is a transcript of the gene snRNP-U1-70K, whose product is annotated as U1 small nuclear ribonucleoprotein 70 kDa. Gene Ontology annotation, biological process: mRNA splicing, via spliceosome. Gene Ontology annotation, molecular function: mRNA binding; U1 snRNA binding. The transcript is spliced from 6 exons. The record is from RefSeq and is a predicted model, not a curated record. NCBI's taxonomy places the organism in Eukaryota, Metazoa, Arthropoda, Insecta, Diptera, Culicidae. Bases 138 to 1409 code for a protein of 423 amino acids. Gene Ontology annotation, cellular component: precatalytic spliceosome; U2-type prespliceosome; U1 snRNP.